AGGCCUAGGGUUUAUCCCGCAAGAAUCUGGGCGGAGGAAGUGCGCGCGCUCUAGAGAAGGAAGGGAGGAGGUCGCGGGGGGAAAUAUGUAUAAGGAGAGAGGCGGCGGCGGCGGCGGCGGCGGGGUUUCCAAGUCCGAGGUGGUGGUCGGCGUCGGCGUCGGCGGCGGCGGCGGCGCGGAUCGGAAGCAGAGGAUCAACAUCAACGACGUGCUCGACAAGCACCUCCUCGAGCGGUCCUCCCCGUCCACGUCCCGCGUCGUCAACGGCAAGGACAAGUCCCCCCACGCGGUCGUCCUCGGCAAGGCCCCCUCCGAUCACCGCGAUUCGGCUCGCUUCAAGGCCAAAUCCGAUGAGGAAUCUGAAACAGAUAGUGAAGAAUCAGACGUGAGCGGUUCUGAUGCAGACGACUCAUCUUGGAUCUCAUGGUUUUGCAAUCUUCGAGGAAAUGAAUUCUUUUGUGAAGUUGAUGAUGAUUACAUACAAGAUGAUUUCAACCUGUGCGGUUUAAGCAGUCAAGUUCCUUACUAUGAUUACGCACUUGAUCUGAUUUUGGAUGUCGAGUCCUCUCAUGGUGACAUGUUCACUGAGGAGCAGAAUGAAUUGGUUGAAUCAGCUGCAGAGAUGCUUUAUGGUCUAAUUCACUCCCGCUACAUACUGACUAGCAAAGGAAUGGCAGCUAUGCUGGAGAAGUACAAGAACAUUGACUUUGGUAGAUGCCCAAGGGUUUAUUGUUGCGGACAACCAUGCCUCCCUGUUGGGCAAUCAGACGUUUCUCGUUCAAGCACCGUCAAAAUAUACUGCCCAAGAUGUGAGGAUAUAUAUUAUCCUCGAUCCAAGUACCAAGGCAACAUCGAUGGUGCAUACUUUGGAACUACAUUUCCUCACCUAUUUCUGAUGACAUAUGGCCAUCUGAAGCCACAGAGUGCAUCGCAGAGUUACGUCCCUAGAGUUUUUGGGUUCAAGAUCCACAAGUCAUGAUGAGUUGCUCAUACAGGGUAUCAUGAGUAUGGAUUCUGCUUGGAACAAAUGCUUUCUCACUGUCCAUGUAAAGUUAACGAGACAUCACGUCUGGGUUCUUCAAUAUCUGAUCAAGGAACCUAUAUUCACAUACAUAACGAGGAAGUAACUGUCAUCAUCCUGUGCCGGGAUCAUAACUACGUUUCGCUGCAUCGGAGGAGGAAUCAAUUCAAGCUCCUUGAGAUGGCUUCCUCUUUGCUUUUUUAUUUGUUACUUUUAGCUGCUAUCUAGUUGCAGUCCUUUUGUACUCUUGUGUGUAUCAUUCCGUAAUUCUUUAAUUACCGAUGAAUGAAGCUGAAAUUUUUCAUGAUAUAAGUUGUUGAGAUCGGAAUUAUAAGAUUCUACAGUUGUGCGCGCACCCUUAGUCAUGUAAAGGCGUUGCCAGUUUUCUCAAGGUGACCUUAGAAAAAGAAGUCUGAGAACUUUAUGUUGA
Syzygium oleosum is the source of this 1451-nucleotide messenger RNA. Its product is annotated as putative casein kinase II subunit beta-4. The transcript is spliced from 5 exons. Gene Ontology annotation, cellular component: cytoplasm; protein kinase CK2 complex. Gene Ontology annotation, molecular function: protein kinase regulator activity. Bases 86 to 979 code for a protein of 297 amino acids. The record is from RefSeq and is a predicted model, not a curated record. NCBI's taxonomy places the organism in Eukaryota, Viridiplantae, Streptophyta, Magnoliopsida, Myrtales, Myrtaceae.